Molecule: messenger RNA, 2889 nt
Organism: Pseudozyma hubeiensis SY62
Lineage: Eukaryota; Fungi; Basidiomycota; Ustilaginomycetes; Ustilaginales; Ustilaginaceae
Product: potential mitochondrial chaperonin
Exons: 1
Coding region: 1-2889 (962 amino acids)
Biological process (GO): ubiquinone biosynthetic process
Cellular component (GO): extrinsic component of mitochondrial inner membrane
Molecular function (GO): kinase activity
Source: RefSeq, a predicted model, not a curated record
AUGAGCCGGUCAUCGCUCAGAGAUGCUGCUUCGAUAGCAUCUACGAUCUGCAAGAUCGCCAAAGGUGUGGUCUUGUCACCCAAUGGCUCCAAUCCGGCCGCGAAGAGCGCACCGCUGCGACCAUGGCCAACGCAGGUGGUGGCGAAGUCAUCAGCGCCGGAACCCUCGGAUGUAGCCAGUGGCUCAAAAUCUCACGGUAUCGGUGACCAGAACGAAGCGUCCACCUCCGGAUCGGAUGUGGUGCCGCUUCCGACCAGGCCUUGGCCCAGCAAGAGCGGCAGAGUCAACGAGACCUUGACGCCGCAAGUACCAUUAAGCUCUUCCGCCGAAAGCGCAGAUUCGCUCCAAGAGUCCUCUGGGGAGCCGGUCUCUGCAGCGAUACCAUUCGAGCCGCCCAAGCCGACGCCAAUACCAAGACAGCAUGCCGCUCCUGCGGCCACAUUCAUCAAGAAUGACAGCGAGUUUAAAGAGUCGGCUGCACCAUCGCACGCUUCGCCAGCUGGCACACAGCCUCCGCUGCUGAAAAGAGAUGCGAAGUCUGUCCCGGAGAUGGAUCUUAAGACGACCUUGAUGCAGGCUCCAUCACAUACCCAAGAUACCUCAACACCAGUCGACCAAACCGCAGCAUCCGCCGACAGCCUCGACAAACCACCAAUACCCGCCGCAGAAUCGUCAUUCAACGACUUUCAAGAGUACGACGCCGUCAGAGAAUCAAAGCACGUGCCUCUGCGAGCAGCCAAGGUGCCAUCGUCACGUCUCGGACGUCUCUUUCACUACGGCGGUCUUGGUGCUGGCUUGGCCUUCGGAGCCGCCGGGUCCCUUCUUCGAGGCGCAUCUCCUGCAGGCGUAGACGGACAAGCUUCGAGCAGCCCGUUCAUGUCGGAGCAGAACGUGGCUCGGCUAGUAGACAAGCUCUCGACGAUGAGAGGUGCAGCUCUCAAGCUCGGUCAAUUUCUUUCGAUACAAGAGACCAAGCUGCUACCACCGCAGAUCGAGCAAGUGUUGCUUCGCGUGCAGAACAGCGCAAAUUACAUGCCAGUGUGGCAGAUGAACAAGGUCAUGAGCCAGGAGCUCGGUGGCUCGGAUUGGCGAGAACGACACUUCAAAGAGUUCGACGACAUCCCCUUCGCCAGUGCUUCGAUCGGUCAGGUGCAUUCUGCCGUGCUGCGAGACGAUCACCCAGAUCCGCAGUUGGCAGGCAAACAGGUGGCUGUCAAGGUGCAGUUCCCAGGUGUGUUGGAGUCGAUCGAUUCCGACCUCUCGUAUUUGCGCUGGCUCGUAUCGGCGUCGGCGUUGCUUCCUAAGGGUCUCUUCCUCGAGAACACGCUGCGAGUGCUGGGCAGAGAGCUCAAGGACGAGUGCGACUACGAGCGCGAAGCCGAGAUGGGCCGUCGCUUUGGUGCCAUCCUGCAGGAUUCCACCGAGUUUGAGGUACCAACGGUGGUCGACAGUCUCUGCACAGGUAAAGUGCUCACCACCGAAAUGAUGCGCGGCCGACCGCUCAGUCAGGCGUCUCGCUACCCGCAGGCCACACGAGACCGCAUCGCCCAGUCCAUUCUCCAUCUCUCGCUUUCGGAACUUUUCCGCUUCCGCCUCAUGCAGACCGAUCCGAACUGGUCAAACUUCCUCUACAACGAGCGCACAGGCAAGAUCCAGCUUAUCGACUUUGGAGCUACGCGCGAGUACUCGAAGGAGUUCAUGGACAAGUGGCUCCAGAUGCUGCAAGCCGCGAUUGCGGGCAACUACGAUGAGUGUCUUGCGUGGUCUAGGAAAGUCGGCUAUUUGACGGGAGAGGAGAGUGAAGGGAUGGAAAAGGCGCAUGUCGACUCGAUGAUUGCUCUCGGGGAACCUUUCCGCCCCGAUGCGCCGGAUCCGUAUCCGUUCGAGCACCAGACCAUCACAGAUCGUGUCAAGGCUCAGAUCCCGCUCAUGCUCCGCGAACGUUUGACGCCACCACCGCAGGAAACCUACAGCUUGAAUCGCAAGCUCAGUGGUGCUUUCCUGCUCUGUGCGCGUCUCAAGGCUCACGUCAGCUGCCGCAAACUCUUCGAGGCCAUUGAAUCAGACUAUAAGCUUGGGCCUGCCGCUGAAGCUGGAAACAUGGGGUCUUCUGUAGAUGCCGGUCGAGCAAACAGCCCGUUCGGAUCACCCGAGCAACGGAGACAAUUUCACAGCGCCUUUCGAGCAGCGCAACUGCAACAAGAUCGCCGUGGGGGACGCAGAUAUGGACGAAAUCUCGCUGAUCGUUUCCCACGAUCCAAGGUCGUUCUGUCGAGCGAAAACAUCGAUCCCUCAACCGGCUCUACCAAAGUCGGCGACGAAGUCGAAUCGCUAGCUUCGAAUCCAACAGGCUCAACGUCGAUCCAAGAGACGCCUGCCAACACGAUUGAGAUUGAAAGUAAAUCCGGUGUUGAUCUCACAAGAGGAGCUACGCCCGCCGAAGUGACAACCCCCUCGACAGCCGACUCGGCUUCCGAGGUCAAGCCCGCAGGUGCUCCAUCAGAGACGAGCAUGGGACCAACAGUGGUUCGCGGGAUCGUGAUCCCACUCAAACCUCCACCUCCAGGACCGGAGGAAUGCUGCAUGUCCGGUUGCGCUCACUGCGCCUACGACAUCUACGCCGAAGACCUCGAAGACUUUCACUCGCGGCUCUCGUCCGUUCGCACUCAGCUGACGCAGCUCUCACCACCAGUGACGCGACAAGAGUGGCGCCAAGAUCUGCUGGGAGACUAUCCCUCUUCGGACGGCAGUGCGGGGUCGAAGGAGGAUAUGAAGGAACGAGCGCAACGCGAGGUGGAUCGCGUCAUCAGCGAUUUGGAUCCCACGAUGAAGGCGUUUCUCGAGAUGGAGCGCAAGCUGAAGAAGCAGGAGAGGCAGAAGACUGUCUAG